Messenger RNA from Scatophagus argus, 3958 nucleotides. RefSeq names its product sushi domain containing 6 (gene susd6). The transcript has 7 exons. The coding region runs from base 285 to 1478 and encodes 397 amino acids. The record is from RefSeq and is a predicted model, not a curated record. NCBI's taxonomy places the organism in Eukaryota, Metazoa, Chordata, Actinopteri, Scatophagidae.
AGCCAUGGAGACCGCGCGAGAGCGAGGCAGCUGGUAGAGUUCUCACAGCGAGUGUUUCCGCACACCUAGAAGAAAGAGCUGGCGAGCCGAGAGCAAGGAAGAGGGCAGACGUGACGGAACUAGACGACGAAAACAUUAUAUUUUUGUAUUAUUUCGCCACAUUCUGGUUUGGCUGUAUCCAUUUUCACGACCGUUAAUGCCUCGAAUGUGAAGCACCGAGAGGAGGGCUCGCCGCUGUUAACAGUUAAGCCGUAGAGGACUCUCGCUGGUCGCCGGAGGAAAAGAUGUGCGAUGGAAUGGUAGCGUUUCAGACGAGAGCCCUGUCCUCCUGCUCUUCUUCUUCCUCCUCCACCUUCAUCUCUUCCUCUCUAGCCCACAGACUGGCUGCCUCCGCGCUUCUCCUCCUCUUCACCCUGCUCCCUCAUGGUCACGCAUCAGGUUGUGCGCAGCCACCCGGCGUGCAGCACGGAGACCUGCUGAACCAGACCGAAGCCAACCGGGGCUCUUUCCCUCCGGGCACCCUGCUCACUUAUGGCUGUGAGCCUGGCUACACUGCAGAUGGGCCCACCAGCAUCAUUUGUACCAGCUCUGGAGCCUGGUCCUAUCAACCGCCACGCUGUAUCAGAAGCAAUGUGUGUUCACCGCCCACUGAACCUGAGAACGGGGGCUACCGCUGUCACCCUUCUCCCUGCCACCGCCUCACCCACAAGACAGUUAUCGAGUACUUCUGCGACGAGGGCUAUGCUCUGAAGGGGGACUACAAGUUCCUCACCUGCCAGAACGGCGAGUGGGACGGUCCAAUGCAGAUAAGCUGCCGCCUCACACAAGACAAGGAACCGAGCUCUCCUCUGGGUAUACCAGCUCUGUCUAUUGUGGCGUCCACAGCUAGUUCUGUGGCACUCAUCCUGCUUUUAGUGGUGCUGUUUGUCCUUGUACAGCCCAAACUCAAGUCCUUCCAUCACAGCAGGAGGGAGCAGGGAGUCUCAGGCCAGCCCAGUUCCAUCAUGGUGGAGGGCGUCCAGGUGACGCUGCCCUCCUACGAAGAGGCUGUUUAUGGAAGCAGUGGACUGUGUGGUGCUUCCGGUCCUCCUCCUUCUCCACCACCUCCUCCAGCUCCUCCGGAGUCUCGAGUCCCGAUCGUGCUCUCAGAGGGGCUUCCUCAGGGAGCCACAGGGGGCCCCAGCAGAACCCGCCACCACAGAGACUUAGACUUCUGUCUCCCAUCCACGUCCUCCUCGUCGUCCUUCUCCUCCCGCCGUCAUGCAGAGACGGUGCUGGUUCAUCAGGCCCCUUCUUCCUCCUCCUCCUCCUCCUCCUCCUCUUCUUCGUCAUCAUGGGCUAGAGAGCACCCAGGGGGUGCGUGCGCUGCCCCCCUUCCGCUCCGCAGAGACUCUGAGAGUAGCGACCAGCACAGUCUGCUUUCUGUCACCUCUACAGAUGACUUUUCUGACGAUAUUCCCCUGCUGAAGGAAGCAUGAAGCCUGCCAGCCUGCUAUCAGCAUCAGUGGCAGAGCCCCCAAUAUCCUUAUCUCUCACUGCUGACCAGGACUGACUGUGGCUGUCAACCCACUUCCCCUGACUCCCCUCAGCAGCCAGCAGAGAAAAGACUAGAACUAUGCCCAUUCCCCAUGCAAACUCCUCUGCCAUUGCCACCCAUGCAGAGCAAAGCCAACAACCAAUACUCCCUGCAUCAUAAGCAAUGAGGAAGCACCGCUGGACCCAGCAACUGGAUCAAACUAAAGACAAGCCAGACAAACAAAGUGGUGCCAGCUCAACAUAAAUCCUGUAGAUCCUAUGUAUAUGAGUAAAGCAUACAUACCAAGUCAAGGUUGUGUACUAUAGGCUAUGUAUUACUAUACACUUGCCUCCUCCCAGGUGUAGUUCUCUAUAUUAAAAUGGCUCACAGAAGCUUCAUUGGAGAAGGCUAUAGCAAUUGAGACACGUUGGAAUCUGUCUGGGAGUACUUCAGAUAAAAGAAAAAAAGUGAAAUAAAACAACUUGUGAUGUUUGCUCCUGACGCCGUGGCGCUCAGAAUCGUCUUCCCGCUGUACUUGAAAAGUUGUGAGUGGCGGCCGGGUUUUUGCAGCCCGCUUUGUGAAUGUUGCAUGUUGUUUUUAGUUAUUGCUGUCACAGCACGGUGGCCCACUCUGAAUGAAGCAUGAAGCCUCCGCUGUCUCUCUCUCUCUCUCUCUCUCUCAAGCUAUCUGUGUAUCUUGGUGGCGUCUAGCAUGUGGAUUAGUGAGAUUGAGAACCACUUCACAAGAGCUAAAAGCAGGGUGCAGUGUUUUACGAAGCACCGUAUCACAACUAUAAAAAGACCUUUUCCUGCUUCUUUCAUUUUUUUAUUUUAUUUUUUUUGAUGCCAGCUGCACCCAGGUGCUUCUUCUGUCGCAUGAGUGGGAUUGAUUGGUGUUUUGGUCCCAGGACUGCGCCAUACAUCUUUUCUGUAUGAGGACAGGGACACAUAAUGUCACAUUUUGUCUGAAAGCUGAGGAGAGGGUUGUCUUUCAACACGGUGAUUGGGCACACGACUGAACUUUAAGGUUGUUUCACUUUCCCCCCUUCCCCUCCACUGUAUUUAUUGUUUGUUCUGUUGCUCGGUUUGCUUUGAGUUGCAGAAUCUCAUUGCAUGUGUGUGUGUGUGUGUGUGUGUGUGUGUGUGUGUGUGUCCGUGUCCACUAGGCUGGAGAUGACAUAACCUCAUAUGGUAGGCUGCGACACAGCCAUUGUCUGAUUGGCCUCUCUUCAGAUUAGAGACUGGCUGCACAAUGUCCCUGUCUUUCACCCUUGGAAAAUAUCCCUCCCAGCACUGAAUAAGUCACAUGAACAAACCAGCGUCACUUCAGGCAACGAGUCCGCUACACAAUGUGUGUAUUAUUCAUCUACUCUCAAGCUAGAAUAUUUAUCGUUUUCUGCUGAAUGGCUGGAAAAGACGAGUCUCCUUAGAGGAACUGGCUCUCGCCCACCUUCGCGCUAUACCGAAGACUCUCCACUUUCGUGCAUUAAUGACACAACUGCAACUGGUUGCAGUGAAAUGAUAAAAGUUUUUGUUAUAUGGCACCCACUCCCGCCACAUACGCUCACUCACCCUCCUAAUGCCAAGUGCAAAUUUAAGAGAAAAUCGUGCUAUUUUGUUAGAAAUCAUCCUCUGUUUUCAUUGCCACUUGAAAAGCUUUGGUAGUUGAGCUGGUCACCCUGGAAACGGCAUGACUCCGAAGGAUCCUGAGAAUUACUUUUCAAGCUUAACUGCUCAGAGAAAAAAACAAAAACAAACAAACAAAAAAAAAACAACAACAGAACAACCCAGUUGGAUUUCUGUUUUAUUUGGCAUUUGUGGCUGUCUGUCAGUGUCGACGGCUACAUCAUUAAUGCAAACAGAAUGUUGCCUUAGACUUGGACAAUUUCUUUUUUUUUUGGGACGUAUAAUCGUUGGUUGCUUUACAGUAUUGCAACGUGUUCUGUUUUCCCAAUGGCCUUACUCUGUUUUUUUUUUUCUAUCCUAUGCAUAAAACUGUCUUUGUGUAUUUAUCAUUGAGUUUACUUUUGUUGUUGGACACGACUAAAUGAAUGUCCAUCCUUCUAUGUCCUCCCUUAGCUUUUCCAGCUACUGUGCUGAUGAUGAUGAUGAUGAUGAUGAACCUAUAAGCACCUAUAUUUCACUGUUCCUUUACUUCUCUUUUGCUACAAGGCAUUCAGAUAUUAUGAGGUUGAAAAGGAAAAAAAAUAAGUAAGAUUGACUUUGCGUUCAGAAGCACUGUUGUACGGUGUUGCUUCCCUGAGAAUAACAGGUUAAAAAAAGUACACAUUUUGAUUCUUAGUUUCAUUGCUUUCAGCUUUGGUUUUUCCUCUGUACAUGGCAGUGGGUGUGAAGAUAGUAAUUUAAUAUUUGUAUAAAGUUUAAUUUAAUUUUACAGUGUGUAUAUAACUUUCUAAUUAAAGCUUUCUUUUGAAUGUGGAA